Molecule: messenger RNA, 1860 nt
Organism: Cotesia glomerata
Lineage: Eukaryota; Metazoa; Arthropoda; Insecta; Hymenoptera; Braconidae
Exons: 2
Coding region: 1-1860 (619 amino acids)
Molecular function (GO): nucleic acid binding
Source: RefSeq, a predicted model, not a curated record
AUGAGACCAUUGAAUACUUUAACACGAUAUUACUGGAUCCUGGAACAUCAAUCCAACUCAGAAGAAGUGUUCAAGCACACAUCAACCAAAUUAACUGGUUUGCUGAUCAGUUCUCCAGACUUGACUGGAUGUGUUAUCAACCAAGGUCACAAAGAUCCAGCAUCCUUUCUCCAGGCCUCACGGGACAUUAUCAUCAACAAGGUGCAAAGUGUCUUGAAAGAUCUGGCAGGGUUGAAAGUCAACGUAGAAUUCUUUUGCACAUUCCGGAAACCGCAAAAAAAUUUGGAAGAGCGAAAGUCUUUUGUCACCAAAAGCCGCGAGAUUCUCCCUGCUAUAUCUCUUCAGGAUUGGUACAGUGACCAUGUCCAUGAUAAACUGCUUCAAAGAAUUCAAGAUUUUGAGCACGAGGGUUCCGGAUGGAGUCUACAUGGCCCGAACAGCUUAAUGGUGACCAUGUCAAGAUUCACACCAACUCAAGUUGGAAAAUCCACCUUCGUCACAUUGCCGAAGGAUAUCCAUAAGAAAAAUGCAGUGGUGAACAUUCAAAAUAAGGAUGAGUUCUGCUUCCUGUGGUGUGUCAAUGCUGCGUUACAUCCACCUGUUCUCAACCCAGAGCUACCUGAAAAAUAUCAACACUUCAGCAACAGAUUGAACUAUAAAGGUAUAGAGUUUCCAAUUAAACUUAAUUACAUCCCGAAAUUUGAAAAAAUGAAUAAUCUCAGCAUUAACGUAUACGGUAUAGAGUCGGAAUUUACGAGUAAAAAGUCUGAGAAAAGUUUUAUCAUUCCAUUAUAUUUAAGUAACUCUGAAUCAAAAAUACCAGCAAUUCAUUUAAUGAUGAUUAAAAAAAGUGUAAAUUAUACAGAUAAUUUAGGUCAUAUUGAGUCAGUCUAUUACUUUGCAUGGAUACAUAAUCUUUCCGGAUUAAUUACUAAACAAAUAACUAAAGAUAAACAUAAAUUGUACAUUUGCGACCGUUGCUUGAAUCAUUUUAAGCAACAAAAAAGUUAUCAAGAACAUAUAUCUGAUUGUUUCAAAUCUAACAAAGUCCGCAUGAACUUUCCGACCGAAAAAAACCGAGUUUUGAAAUUCAAAGAUUUUAAAUCUAAAGAUCCUGUACCCUUUGUAGUCUAUGCAGAUCUUGAAUGCACACUCGAACCCCAGGGAGAUGACCCCAAAAAAGUUCACAAGCAUGUUCCACACAGUAUCGCUUAUUACAUCCACUGUAGCUAUGACAAUACAUUGUCUAAAUUUGAAUUGAACCGUUCUCCAGAUUGCAUCAACUGGUUUGUUAAACAAUUAGAAUCAUUCGCUCUCGACUUUGAAAAAAUUCUAAAGAAUCCCAUCAAAAUGAACCCUUUAACCAAAGAACAACAGGAUAGGCAUAGUCAGGCAACUGUGUGUCAUAUCUGUCAAAAACCUAUAACAUCUCCUAAUGAUAAAGUUUAUGAUCAUUGUCACUUCACCGGGAACUAUAGAAACGCUGCUCAUAAAUCAUGUAACGUUAAUUAUCAGAAAUCUACCAUUAUCCCCAUUGUCUUUCAUAAUUUAUCCAGUUACGACUCACACUUCAUUAUUAAAUCUCUAGCUACAGUAUUUGAAGGUGGAGUUACAUUAUUACCGAUUAAUAAAGAGCGCUAUUUAUCUUUUACUAAAUCUGUUAAAAAUACUUCGGUAUCAUUACGGUUUAUUGAUUCAUUUAGAUUCAUGGCUUCCAGUUUAGAGAAAUUAGCUUCAUACCUUGAUGAUAAUGACAAGAAAAUCACACAAUUACACUACCCAGACCCUGAUAAAUUCAAAUUAGCAACAUGUAAGGGUGUAUUCCUAUAUGAGUACAUUGAUAAUAUUGAUAGACGAUGA